AUGUCUAAUCUAAGACUCUCUCAGCUCGAUCCCUUACCAAGAAUUCACAGGGUGAGACUUGGUAAUACAAUUGGACAAGGUUCUUUUGCCAUUGUUAAAUUAGCAUACAUAGAGCCAAAGAAUUCAGUGUUUGCUUUGAAGUUUAUCCAUAGAAAGAGAUCACAUCAAAAUGGGCUCACAGAUAACGACAUUGGGAAAGAGGUUUUACUUCACAAACAGUGUUCAGGCCAUCCAAAUAUUAUCAAACUUAUGGAUGCCGGUUCUGAUAGUAAUUGGCUAUACAUUGCAAUGGAGCUUGCUCCUGGUGGUGAUUUAUUUGACAAAAUACAGCCGGAUGUUGGUGUCGAUGAACAAAUUUCACAUUUCUAUUUCAAGCAGUUAAUAAGUUCGAUCGAUUUUUUGCAUAAGUUGGGUGUUGCUCACCGUGAUAUAAAACCAGAAAAUAUCUUACUAGAUGGACAUGGAAAUUUGAAAUUAGCUGAUUUUGGUCUUGCUACUGUUUUCAAAAGACAAAACAACCCUAAAAAAAGACUAUGUACUACAGCAUGUGGUUCACCACCUUAUAUGGCCCCAGAGAUUGCAACUCAUAAAGCUGGUUAUGAUCCCGAAUUCACUGACAUCUGGUCGUGUGGUGUUGUGCUAUUUGUUCUGCUUAGUGGCGAAACACCAUGGGAAGAACCUACUAUUAAUGACCCUUUCUUCAGUCAUUAUCUUGCAAAUGAAGGUAAAGUUUUAACAGCUCCUUGGAAUAAAUUCUCACCAAUGGUUUUGUCGUUGCUAAGAAUCAUUCUAAAGAUCGAUGCUGGUAAAAGACCUGACAUGGAUCAAAUAAGAAAUCACAUUUGGGUGAAUCAAGAGAACUCAUACUCCACAGCAGAUGGGUUAUGUAAAGAUUCUGCGUUACUUACAACCAAAUUGCUUGAAAAUAUGCAUAUUGGUCUUUCAGAUGAGAAUUAUGUGGAGAGCUCAAAUGAAGAUGAGUAUGGAUCUAUUGAGAACCAACUCAUCGCAUCUCAACCUGUUGCUGAUAUCGCUGCUAUGAUUGAUGAUGAAGAUGACAAUUUUGACAAUUUGCCCGCUACUCAACAAGUUUACACUGAAUAUAAUAAAGCAAAAUUAGCUGGUAAACUUGACAGUGAACGUGAAAGUAUUUUCAAAAUCAUUUCACAAGAUCCUGCAAUCCUCCAAUUCUCCAAACAUAAGCAACAAGCCACUCAAAACACACCACAAUUUCAUUUCGCUGAUAGACUUACAAGAUUUUUUUCUAUAUUACCAGUUGAAUCUUUAUUACCAAUAAUACUAUCAGCGCUUAACAGAACAGGUGUUUCAACAACAGGAUUUCAACAAAGAAAUGUUACAGAAUCAUAUUUGUCCCAUCGAAACAUUCACAUAUCUAUCCAAACUAUGGAUAGAAGAAAGGGUUAUUUGAGAGGAAGUAUUAGAAUCUCCAGAGUGGAAAAUUUGAAAUUGAAGACUGUUGAGUUCAUCAAGACCAAAGGUGAUCCUUUAGAAUGGAGAAGAUUUUUCAAGAGAAUAACGGUCUUGAGUAGAGAAGCUGUUUAUAUCGAAGAAGAUCAUGAUUAA
Messenger RNA from Hansenula anomala, 1584 nucleotides. It is a transcript of the gene CHK1, whose product is annotated as serine/threonine protein kinase CHK1. Gene Ontology annotation, biological process: protein phosphorylation; mitotic G2 DNA damage checkpoint signaling. Lineage: Eukaryota; Fungi; Ascomycota; Saccharomycetes; Phaffomycetales; Wickerhamomycetaceae. Gene Ontology annotation, molecular function: ATP binding; protein kinase activity. The record is from RefSeq and is a predicted model, not a curated record. The transcript is spliced from 2 exons. Gene Ontology annotation, cellular component: site of double-strand break; nucleus; cytoplasm. The coding region runs from base 1 to 1584 and encodes 527 amino acids.